AUGUCACGAGAAUAUCAAUAUUGUAUAAUACCUUUUUCAGGACAUCAUACUCUUAAUGAAGAUUAUGGUAAAGAAUUUCUUGAUAAUAAGAAAGAAUAUGAUUGUAAGAAAGAUGAUAUUUCUGUAAAAGAAAAAAAGAGAAAUCCUUUAGCAUUAUUGCCGUCAAAUACAGAAUUGAAUAUUCAUAAACCUAAAAAGAAACACAAGAUUUCCAAACCUCCACAUGAUG
Messenger RNA from Dentiscutata erythropus, 229 nucleotides. The record is from the annotation of a GenBank genome assembly. Lineage: Eukaryota; Fungi; Glomeromycota; Glomeromycetes; Diversisporales; Gigasporaceae.